Maniola jurtina (meadow brown) is the source of this 1009-nucleotide messenger RNA. RefSeq names its product sodium/potassium-transporting ATPase subunit beta-1-like. The record is from RefSeq and is a predicted model, not a curated record. Gene Ontology annotation, molecular function: ATPase activator activity. NCBI's taxonomy places the organism in Eukaryota, Metazoa, Arthropoda, Insecta, Lepidoptera, Nymphalidae. Bases 65 to 973 code for a protein of 302 amino acids. The transcript has a single exon. Gene Ontology annotation, biological process: potassium ion import across plasma membrane; intracellular sodium ion homeostasis; sodium ion export across plasma membrane. Gene Ontology annotation, cellular component: sodium:potassium-exchanging ATPase complex.
UAAAUUUUAGAUUUAUUAAGAUAAUAUUAUAAUUAGGAUAUAAUUUAUAAAUAAAAUAGAUAAAAUGACCAAAAAUGCGCCCACCAGAAAACGUCCUUCGUUGCCAAUACCCGGACCGUCUAAAAAUCCUGGUCCUUCAACAACAACGGAAGCAGCUCAAGAUGCAGACAAACCAAAUAAACCUUGGAGGAAACGUUGCUGCCAGUUUUUCUAUAAUAGAGAAAAGAAAACGUUUUGCAGCCGUACAUGUAAAAGUUGGUUUUAUAUAAUAACAUAUUCAAUAAUAUACUUGAUAUUUUUGGCUACAUUCACAUUAAUAUUCUUAUACGGCACGUUAUCAUUGAUCAAACUCAUGGACACUUAUCAAACGAUUGAAAAGAUGGAGCUUCUUACAUAUUCAGCUAACGGUAUUGGAUUGACGGCGACUCCAACAUCUUUAAACGCAAUGCCACUGAUUUGGUACAGAAAUGACUCGAAAGAUUAUCAAAAAUACGUCAACAAUUUGGAGAGUUUACUCAGUAAGAGACGGAAAAGAGAUGUAAAUAAUAUCCCUGAUUUAGGACCGUGUAGCCAACCUCCUUUUGGUUAUGGAGAUAAACCUUGUGUGAUUAUAAGGAUAAACAAACAACUAAAAUGGUCAGCGAAACCUUGGAAUGCAAAUUCUACUAGAACAAAUAUUCCUAAGCAAGUACAGAAUUGGUUGAAGUUGGGAAAACAGAAACUUUGGCUGUAUUGUGAUGGUUACCAUUCCUAUGAUAAAGAGCACAUUGGUAAGAUCAGAUAUUACCCUGAUCCGCCUGGAUUUGAUCCUGAAUCAUUUCCUUUGGACAAAUAUAGCCAGUCACCGUUGAUAGCGAUACAAAUUUCUGAAUUCACAUUAGGUGUAUCAUUAGCUAUUCAGUGCAGUCUGUGGUAUGAAGGAGGUUUUUCAACAACAGAGUUUAUAUUAUAUGUGACGCCCAAGAGAAAGUGAUGGAUGUUAGAUAUUAUGAAAAGAUUAGAUAUUUUU